Zalophus californianus (California sea lion) is the source of this 2202-nucleotide messenger RNA. It is a transcript of the gene PPM1H, whose product is annotated as protein phosphatase, Mg2+/Mn2+ dependent 1H. The record is from RefSeq and is a predicted model, not a curated record. The transcript has 10 exons. The coding region runs from base 412 to 1956 and encodes 514 amino acids. Gene Ontology annotation, biological process: protein dephosphorylation. Gene Ontology annotation, molecular function: protein serine/threonine phosphatase activity. NCBI's taxonomy places the organism in Eukaryota, Metazoa, Chordata, Mammalia, Carnivora, Otariidae.
CUCGACGGCGGCGGUAGCCGUGGCAGCAGCCGCGCCGGCUCUGCCGGCUCGCCGGGUGGGCUCAGUUCCGCUCACGCAGGAGUCGAGCGCAGAGGGCGGGGAAGGGACCUGCUGCCGCUGCGGUCGCCCAGCCGCUCCCGGAGCGCGCGGCGUCUCUCCGGGCCCGGCCGGCCCGCUCCAUGCCGCUCCGUUGCGGAAGUGUAGCGGGGGGAGGCGGCGGCGGCACGGAGCGCGGGAGGCCGGGGCCCGGCCCCCUGCAGCACUAGGCUCCGGGAGCCGCGCGGCGCGCCCCAGCGGCCCGGCUGCCCGUGCGCCCGGCGCCCGCCGCAGACUGCAUGCCCCGCGCUGCGCCUCGUCGGGCCCCCGCCGCCGCCUCCUGCUCGCACCGCUGCUGCCGGGCGCCGGAGUAAUAUGCUCACUCGAGUGAAAUCUGCCGUGGCCAAUUUCAUGGGCGGCAUCAUGGCUGGCAGCUCAGGCUCCGAGCACAGCGGCGGCGGCUGUGGAGGCUCGGACCUGCCCCUGCGCUUCCCCUACGGGCGGCCGGAGUUCCUGGGGCUGUCUCAGGACGAGGUGGAGUGCAGCGCUGACCACAUCGCCCGCCCCAUCCUCAUCCUCAAGGAGACCCGGCGGCUGCCCUGGGCCACUGGCUACGCAGAGGUUAUCAAUGCUGGGAAGAGCACACAUAAUGAAGACCAAGCCAGCUGUGAGGUUCUCACUGUGAAGAAGAAAGCAGGGGCCAUUACCUCAACCCCGAACAGGAACUCGGCUAAGAGACGGUCCUCCCUUCCCAAUGGGGAGGGGCUGCAACUGAAGGAGAACUCGGAAUCAGAAGGCGUUUCCUGUCACUACUGGUCGCUGUUUGACGGUCACGCAGGGUCCGGGGCCGCGGUGGUGGCCUCCCGCCUGCUGCAGCACCACGUCACGGACCAGCUGCAGGACAUCGUGGAGAUUCUCAAGAACUCUGCCGUCCUGCCGCCCACCUGCCUGGGCGAGGAGCCUGAGAACACCCCCGCCAACAGCCGGACUCUGACCCGCGCCGCCUCGCUCCGCGGAGGCGUGGGGGCGCCGGGCUCCCCCAGCACCCCACCCACGCGCUUCUUCACCGAGAAGAAGAUUCCACACGAGUGCCUGGUCAUCGGGGCUCUGGAAAGUGCGUUCAAGGAAAUGGACCUACAAAUAGAACGAGAGAGGAGUUCAUAUAAUAUAUCUGGUGGCUGCACGGCGCUCAUUGUUGUUUGCCUUUUGGGAAAGCUGUAUGUGGCAAAUGCUGGGGAUAGCAGGGCCAUAAUCAUCAGAAAUGGAGAAAUCAUCCCCAUGUCUUCAGAAUUUACCCCCGAGACUGAGCGCCAGCGACUUCAGUACCUGGCAUUCAUGCAGCCUCACUUGCUGGGAAAUGAGUUCACACAUUUGGAGUUUCCAAGGAGAGUACAGAGAAAGGAACUUGGAAAGAAGAUGCUCUACAGGGACUUUAAUAUGACAGGCUGGGCAUACAAAACCAUUGAGGAUGAUGACUUGAAGUUUCCCCUUAUAUAUGGAGAAGGCAAGAAGGCCCGAGUAAUGGCAACAAUUGGAGUGACCAGGGGACUUGGGGACCAUGACCUGAAGGUGCAUGACUCCAACAUCUACAUAAAACCAUUCCUGUCUUCAGCUCCAGAGGUAAGAGUCUACGAUCUCUCCAAAUAUGAGCAUGGAUCAGAUGAUGUGCUGAUCUUGGCCACUGAUGGACUCUGGGAUGUUUUAUCAAAUGAAGAAGUGGCAGAAGCCAUCACUCAGUUUCUUCCUAACUGUGAUCCAGAUGACCCUCACAGGUACACAUUGGCAGCUCAGGACCUGGUGAUGCGUGCCCGCGGUGUCCUGAAGGACAGAGGAUGGCGGAUAUCUAAUGACCGACUGGGCUCAGGAGACGACAUUUCUGUAUAUGUCAUUCCCUUAAUACAUGGGAACACACUUUCAUGAACACGGCCCGGGGCAUCAGGAGGACAGCAGGGGAGAAAGCUGGGAUACCUCGUAGCAGGGCGGGACUGGGACGGGCCCCCGCAGGGUUCCGGGGGAUGCACCCUCCUCCCAGCCCAGGUGGGAAGUUUGCUGCUGAAAGGCCUCUGGCUGUACUUCUGGGGGACCCUUAGAUUUCAGUUUCCUCUUCAGUAACAGGUCUGGAUACUCAACGAGAGCAAAACAUAAAGGCUGCUACUGAGUGUUGUA